This is a messenger RNA of Colletotrichum orchidophilum, 2976 nucleotides long. Its product is annotated as N-terminal amidase. Gene Ontology annotation, molecular function: protein-N-terminal glutamine amidohydrolase activity; protein-N-terminal asparagine amidohydrolase activity. Gene Ontology annotation, biological process: protein catabolic process. Lineage: Eukaryota; Fungi; Ascomycota; Sordariomycetes; Glomerellales; Glomerellaceae. The transcript has 4 exons. Bases 1 to 2976 code for a protein of 991 amino acids. The record is from RefSeq and is a predicted model, not a curated record.
AUGAGGAUCGGCUGUCUUCAAUUUGCUCCCCAGGUGGGCGAUGUUGACAAUAAUCUCAACCGCGCCGACUCAGUCUUGAGCAAAGCGAACCCCAACGAUCUCGACAUUCUCGUACUGCCUGAGCUGGCUUUCUCAGGAUACAACUUCAAGUCGUUGCAACACAUCUCACCCUUUCUCGAGCAUUCCGGCUCCGGCAUUACCUCUCUCUGGGCUCGAACCACAGCCCUCAAAUACAACUGCAAUGUUGUCGUUGGCUACCCGGAAAAGGUCGACGUGUCUGACAACUGGCCAACUAGUCCUGAGUACUACAAUUCAGCAAUUGUGGUCAACGGGGAUGGAGAGACGAUAGCCAACUAUAGGAAGACAUUCCUUUACUACACUGAUGAGACAUGGGCUUUGGAGGGUCAGGGGUUCUUCGAUGGCUUCAUCCCCGGGCUGGGAAAUGCCUCGAUGGGUAUUUGCAUGGACCUGAAUCCGUACAAGUUCGAAGCACCCUGGCACGAAUUUGAAUUCGCCUUCCAUGUACUCGAGUGUGAGUCCAAUGUGGUGAUCCUGUCGAUGGCAUGGAUGACACGUGAGGAUGGGCGCAUGUUUAGUCGCAUGCCUAAUGAACCUGACAUGGACACAUUGACUUAUUGGGUCACUCGAUUGGAGCCUCUCAUAAGGUCAGAAAACGGCGACGAGGUUAUAGUCAUCUUCUGCAACAGAACUGGUAUCGAGGAUGAGGCUGUCUAUGCCGGCACGAGUGCCGUAAUUGGCAUUCAGGAUGGCGAGGUCAAAAUCUAUGGUCUACUCGGCCGAGGUUCGAAGGACUUGUUAGUCGUCGACACCAACAAUGGGCCUUACGCCAAGCUUGUUCACCGCCCCGAACCCAACCAUCCAUCAGUCCUACACGGAGAGUUGGAGAAGAUGAACCCGUCUCCUGCAUCCAGCACAACGCCUGGGUACGAAGGCUCUCAAUUGUCUCAGCCCAGCCAAUCGCAGCCGAACGAUGCGGCAAACACGCCGACGGACUCGAAAAAGAAUUCGCCUGGAAAGCCACCUUCCGUUGUUUCUCUCAAAGACUCAGUGGCAGCGAGGAGAGUGAGACCGUCGCCGCAGAUCCAGAUUCCUUCUUUGCAGAACUCCACAGGAGCCCUCAGUCUGGACAGCCCAAGCCUACCGACUCCCACUGCGCCUAGUCCCACGCCACUUUCAAUUCGACCGAAGCUGGUUAUCCCACAAUCUCCGUCAUCUCAAAUUUGGCAGUCGUUCAGUCCUGUUCCCCAGAGUACGCAAUCAACACAUUCGGUCCGCUCACUACUCUCCGACCAUUCCGUCGCAUCGAAUGGUAGGGCGCCUGCAGACAGCACUCCUUAUCCAGACAGCGCUCAACCUCUGAGCGGAUAUCCUAGGUUUCCGGAGAGGAUGAUUUAUGACGGUCAGGUUGUGAUUGCUCAGGGCCCUUACAGCCCCAUCACUUCGACAGGCAGCCAGUCUCCCAUGUCGCCUCGUUACUUCUGGCGACCUUCGGACACUCUCCUGAAGACACCCAUGGAGCCACGUGGAUGGUCAGCUGCUCCGGAGUCGCCGAUCAUGAGGCAUGCUCCUUCAUCGACCUAUCAGAAUCUUUCACUCUGGUCACAGCAUGAUCCGCUAGCACGUUCCCACAGUUCCAAUACUGUCCGAACUGCCGUCACGGCAGUAACAGCGAAAAGGGAUGAGCCGAAUGUGAGGAAGCAGAAGACGGCCGACUCAGCUCGAGGCAAGAACUCUCAGCCGCCGAAAUCAAGAAGUCCAAGCAAGUCGCGCAGCGAAGAAUUCUCAGCAGCCACGAAUGGAGCCACCCAAACAACAUCUAGUCGUGAUGCUACUCCUGCCCGUCCCUCGUCUCCAAAGUCUCGUCACGCUAGUCGAUCUAGACUGCGCAAUCGCUCCGAUUCAGCACUGGCUCUUCGUGAGCAGGCCGUGGAAAUUUCUCAACACUUGGAGAACAUUUCCAAAAGAGCAGAAUCAGUGAACCGGGACCGAAACUCCCCGAAUGACGCUGAGGUUGUUCAAGUUGAUCGCCCGCCCUCUCCGAAAUCUCGCAACUGUAGUCGCAGCCGCCCUGCGAGAAGACAGUCUUCAAUUCUGAUCGCGGCAAGUCCUAGCAUUUUCCCAGACGAGUUUACUCGGCCAGCGUCCACUGCCAUGGUGGAAGGUCCCAAGAUCGAACACUCACGGUCCAUGUCGAGAUCGGGACAUCAUGCAAGAAGCGAGUCUAUCACCAAAGGGGGCAGGGCCGCCUCGAAGGAUACACAUACUCGAGCGCGAACCCCGGCAAUCGAUGGCAAAGUCCCGAACCGGCCUGCCUCUCGCACGGCGAGUCGAGGCCGUCAACCCGGACCAGUGUUCUCGCCACCCAAGAUGUCGCCAAGUGGGAGACCCCCAUCGGCCAGGGGAAUGUCAGCCAAUCAUGCCGAUCCUGUGAAUAGAAAACAAGGACCAUCGGUAUCUAAUGCUUCUUCCACGUCUCCUGGGGUUGUUCCCGUAGGAUUCGAUAAGAUUGAAGCAGUUCUUCACCCCAACUGUCCAGUGCACGGACGACAUUCGACAAGCGGCGUCCGGCCCACAGAAAAUGCAGCGGCUCAAGAGCACAACGAGCCAUUUGACUUGGCACUCAGGAGGUCCCUCUCAACCCCAGCUACAGCAAACAACAGUACGGUUCAGUUUGGGUCGCUAGAGAGCAGCAAAAUUUCACACAACCCUCGGGUUUCAACUGUUGCCAAUACUCCGCCGAGCGAUGUGUCAUCGCUAUCUGAGACGGUCGGGACGGUCUCGACAACCAGCCGUUCACCUUCUACACCGUUUUUUGAGCCAAAGACGCCGACUGCCAUGGUGAUCAUUCGUGACUUGGAGGACGCGGCGUUUGGAAUAGCUAGCCCGGAGAAAGAGAGUGGCUUGGCGGAGUUGAGGUGCGUGGAUAGAAACAUGGGAGUUUCUGCUGUUGCUUAG